Molecule: messenger RNA, 414 nt
Organism: Psilocybe cubensis
Lineage: Eukaryota; Fungi; Basidiomycota; Agaricomycetes; Agaricales; Agrocybaceae
Exons: 3
Coding region: 1-414 (137 amino acids)
Source: RefSeq, a predicted model, not a curated record
AUGUGGUCGCUGCAUCCGCGCAUUCAUGAACUGGAACGUUACGGCUUACUCGUCUCGCCACUCGAGCUGUACAAGAGCGCAAAAGGCUAUGGAAAUGGGAGAAAAAUCCGGGUUUUGGGGCGCGUUUUCGGGGAAACAGUGGAAGAAAGAGCGCGACCAUUCCUCAAAAAACGUCACGACAUCACCAUCCGUAAAAUUGGUAUCGAAGGCCAACGACUUCGCUUGUCCCCCGGUUCUCAAGCUGAUCACGAUCUGGAGGUCGAUCUGGAGAUGCUCAACAAUGAAUUCAAGCUGAAUGAUAUACUCUUCGAGCGUGUCAUACGCAAGCACGCUGCCGCCCAUGAAUACGACUUCCUUUGCCUACGCUAUAACAUUACUCCCCACCGUGUCACUGCUCCCGAUCGUGAGGUCUAG